Molecule: messenger RNA, 925 nt
Organism: Lactuca saligna
Lineage: Eukaryota; Viridiplantae; Streptophyta; Magnoliopsida; Asterales; Asteraceae
Source: the annotation of a GenBank genome assembly
GAAAAAAAAGUUUAAUGAUUAUAUCACUUAUAUAUCAAUUAUGUAGUUAUAUAUAACUUGUACAUUCCAAGAAAGUACUUAUAUAUAUUUCAUUACCGUGUGCAAGCAGAACGAAAAGUAAAAAGACUUCUCACAAGGCCACAACCGGUAAUAUGUAUAUAUAAAAUGAAUUUAAACAAGAAAAAAUAGAACAAAAAUCAGGGAACAGAUUACAGACCUGCGUCUCAUCAGAGGGAAAAGGUAGAAUAAGAUCGAAUUACCAGAAAAAUAAAGGAAAAAUGGGUGAAGAAGACAAGCCAUCGUCAUCGCUCCCGGACACUCAGUUCUUCGGCCUCCUCUCUAAUCUCCUCCAACAGGUGGAAUCAUUAACUAACCAAGAAGAAGUUGAAUUGCGUGCCAAAAUCGAAGCCCUUGGAUUAGAAGUUACCAAAGUUCCUUCAAAGUCUACAAAAAUUCUUGACGAGCUAGAACUUGCUUCAGAGUUGGAUAAAUUAUCUGCAAAGUUAGACAAUGUUGAUGAGAUGAUAUCAUCAGCCAUGGCUGCUGAUCCACAAGUGAUGUCAUUGUUGAGUGAUACUGCUGAUGUAUGGAUGCCUGUUAUCACUGCGACUUCUGAUGAAAGGCAGAUUUUUGCAGCAUCUGUUGAAGAUAUUGAUAAAGUGGAGGAAAAGGGUUCAAAGUAAUCGGUUUUGUUUUUUCUUUUGGAUUUGGAAUAUGAUAAUUUGUUUGGGAUAUAAUUAUAUUUAUUGAACUGAAAUAGGGGAAAAUAAGUGGAGAUGUUAUGGGUUUUGGUUACAUUUUUAAACUCACACUUGCUUUUGGUUUCUAAGUAAAACUGUUUGUUUUUACCUAUGUGUUUCUAACGAUAUACGUUUUGAAUGAGUAGAAAUUAAGAAAAUGGUUCAAUGUACAUUUAUGUAAUAAC